CGACGGGCGUGCGAGGCGAGGGCGGAGAUCAAGGAGAUCUUCAUGCCGGCGCUGUCGUCGACGAUGACGGAGGGGAAGAUCGUGAGCUGGUUGAUGGGCGAGGGGGACGCGAUCGGGAAGGGGGACGCGGUCGUGGUCGUGGAGAGCGACAAGGCGGACAUGGACGUGGAGUCGUUCGUGGAUGGAAUCAUCGCGCACAUCGCGGUCGGGGACGGGGAGGUGGCGACCGUGGGAGCGCCGAUCGCGUACGUCGUCGAUAGCGAGAGCGAGAUCGAGGAGGCGAAGGCGAAGGCGGGCGGCGCGCCGGCGCCGGCGCCGGCCGCGCCGGCGGCCGCGGCGCCCGCGCCGGCGCCGGCGCCGGCGGCGCCCGCGCCGGCGGCGGCGGCGGCGGCGCCUGCACCGGCGGCGCCGGCGGCGCCGGCCGCGCCGGUGGCUUCCGGUCGCGUCGUCGCGACGCCGUACGCGAAGAAGCUCGCGAAGAAGCACAAGGUUGACCUCAAGACGCUCGCCGGUACGGGCUUGAAUGGCCGCAUCACCGCGGUGGACAUCGAGAACGCCGCGGGCUUGCCGCCGACGCCGAAGGCUGGCGCCGCGCCUGCCCCGGCAGCGGCCGCGGCCGCCGCACCGAAGAAGGCGGCCGCCGUCGCGCCUCCGGCGCCCGCCGGCACCGUCGUGCCGCUCUCGGGCAUGCAAGCCGCCGUCGCGAAGAACAUGUUGCCGUCUCUCUCAGUUCCGGUCUCCCGCAUCGCGAUGAGCAUCUGCACCGACGAGUUCGACAAGUUGUACGCCACUCUCAAGCCGAAGGGUGUGACGAUGACCGCCUUGCUCACCAAGGCUGUCGGCGUCGCGCUCGCGCAGCACCCGAUCAUGUACUCCACCUACCACGACGGUAAGGGCAUCGUGUACAACGACAAGGUGAACAUCGCCGUCGCCGUUGCGCUCGAUGAUGGUUUGAUCACGCCAGUCUUGAACGACACCGCCAACACCGAUGUCUACCAACUCGGCCGCGAAUGGAGCGGGCUCGUGAAGAAGGCGCGCAGCACUGGCUUGUCCCCGGCUGACUACGCCGGCGGUAACUUCACCAUCUCCAACCUCGGCAUGUUCGGCGUCGACCAAUUCGACGCCAUUCUCCCACCGAACCAAACCGCGAUCCUGGCCGUCGGCUCUUCCAAGAAGACCGUCGUCCCGGUUGGUGGCAUGAUUGGCGUCAAGAGCUUCAUGACGGUCAACAUCGUCGCCGACCACCGUCACGUCAACGGUAACGUCGCGGCUGACUUCGGCAAGACUUUGCGCGAAGUGAUCGAAAACCCUAGCAACCUGACGCUUUAA
Molecule: messenger RNA, 1329 nt
Organism: Ostreococcus lucimarinus CCE9901
Lineage: Eukaryota; Viridiplantae; Chlorophyta; Mamiellophyceae; Mamiellales; Bathycoccaceae
Exons: 1
Biological process (GO): pyruvate decarboxylation to acetyl-CoA
Cellular component (GO): pyruvate dehydrogenase complex
Molecular function (GO): dihydrolipoyllysine-residue acetyltransferase activity
Source: RefSeq, a predicted model, not a curated record